UCCAACAAUUGGGCAGUGCAGACGACAGACCACGUCACAGAUUCGCAGAUUCAUUCAUCAAUAAGAACGGCGGCAGGAAGAGAAAGUGCAGUGAAAGAAAGUGACCAAGUGCAUUCCAAAGGCGGUACUAAAAAAAUCGAAAUGAUGGAACGACUGCUGACCAUGUUCGAGCAGGCGGAUCCCUUCUCCACGUGGUGGCCCACGAUAGCAGCCCUGGCGGUGGGCAUUGUGAUUACAGUGCGGACCAUAAUGAGCGGCCAGCGCUGUCCGAACGACAAUCAAAUCAAGGAGCAAAUUGUAGUCGUGACCGGAGGAAAUAGUGGCAUAGGUUUCGAGUUAGCCCAGGCGCUGGCGGGCCGUGGGGGCAGGAUAAUUCUGGCCUGCCGCAAUCUCCAGGCCGCCGAGCGGGCUGCCACAAUUAUCAAACGGGAGCUGGGAUGUCGGACCCCUCUUACUUCGCUAGACGACGACGACGAUCCGGCGGAUAGGUAUUUCGUGGAGGCCCGCUACUUGGAUCUGUGCUCGUUUCGCAGCAUCCAUCACUUUGCCUCGCGCUUGAUGGCGGAAUUCGAGCGCAUCGACAUUUUGGUGAACAAUGCCGGACUGGUCUUCGCCAACACUGAAGUGCCCACAGAGAAUGGCUUCGAGCGUCACAGCCAGGUCAACUACCUGGGCCCAUUCCUGCUCACCCAGUUGCUGCUGCCUCACCUGAAGCGCUCUGAGCAGGGCCGCAUCAUUAUGGUAUCGGCCCACGCUCAUGCGGCGGCCAAAAUCGAUUUCGACGACCCGCUGAACGUCGGCACCUGGGCGGUCAAGUUCCACGCCCGUGACGCCUUCGCCCACUCGAAGCUCUGUGUCCUGCUGGCCACCCGCUGGCUUGCCAAGGAACUCAAAGGUACCUCGGUCACGGUCAACUGCUGCACACCCGGACUAGUGCGCGGAACUCGCCACCUUCGCAACUCCCCCCUGAUGUCAGCCAUCUGCGUGAAGGUGGUCACCUUCCCAUGGAUGUGGCUGUUCAUGAAGAACGCCUACGAGGGCGCCCAGUGCGCCAUCCGUUUGGCCACCGAUCCGCAACUGAAGCAAGUCACCGGCGAGUACUUCAAUGACUGCGAAAUUGCACCAGGUUCGGAGGCGAGCCAGGAUAAGGAGCUGGCCAAGAAGCUCUAUAUGCAGACCGUAAAAACUCUCGAGAGUGUUACUAAGCUAACGGUGGACAAGGAGGCGCUGGGCAUGGAAACGGAGCCCGAACUGAGGCUGGAGGCUCCGGCAGCAGCGGAAGCGGAAACGGAAACGAACCAUGGCCAAGGAGCAGGAGAAGAACGAAAGGAGGAACAGCAGCCAUUGGAGUGAUUUAUGCCUGGCACGCGGUCUGCCGUCUUCGGGGACUCCAACUGCCAACUGCAGCGUCUAUUUGCAUUUGGUUUAACAAUUGCCGCAUUAGGCAGCCUCCUUCUCGCUUAGGAGCGCCUUUUUAU
This is a messenger RNA of Drosophila bipectinata, 1478 nucleotides long. It is a transcript of the gene naz, whose product is annotated as nazgul. NCBI's taxonomy places the organism in Eukaryota, Metazoa, Arthropoda, Insecta, Diptera, Drosophilidae. The record is from RefSeq and is a predicted model, not a curated record.